AUGUCGACUGUUGCAUACUUUUAUGAUCCUGACGUAGGGAACUUCCAUUAUGGUCCUGGACAUCCCAUGAAACCACACAGAAUCUCGCUUACUCACAGCCUGGUACUGCGAUAUGGACUGCACAAGAAAAUGAAGUUGUAUCGUCCCUACCAGGCAACUGAGCGAGAUAUGUGCCGUUUCCAUUCUGAUGAUUAUAUACAGUUCUUAAGCUCAGUCACGCCACAGAAUGUACAGAACUUCACAAAAUACCUGUCUUUGUACAAUGUCGGAGAAGACUGCCCUGUGUUUGAUGGAAUGUUUGAUUUCUGUAAGAUGUACACUGGUGCGUCACUUGAGGGAGCUGUCAAGUUGAACAAUAAUCAAUGUGAUAUUGCAAUCAACUGGUCUGGUGGCCUUCAUCAUGCCAAGAAGUAUGAGGCGUCUGGCUUUUGUUAUGUAAAUGAUAUAGUCAUUGCCAUCUUAGAACUAUUGAAAUACCACCCUCGAGUCUUGUACAUUGACAUAGACAUCCACCAUGGUGAUGGUGUUCAGGAAGCCUUCUACCUCACCGACCGUGUCAUGAGUGUCUCUUUUCACAAAUACGGCCAGUACUUCUUCCCAGGAACAGGAGACAUGUAUGAGGUUGGAGCAGAGAGUGGGCGGUACUACUCAGUGAAUGUUCCUCUGUUGACGGGCAUUGAUGAUGCUAGCUACAUGCAGGUCUUCAAGCCAAUUAUCAGUAGUGUCAUGGAGUACUACCGUCCCACAGCUGUAGUCCUGCAGUGUGGUGCAGACUCAUUAGGAAGUGACAGACUGGGAUGUUUCAAUCUUAGCAUUAAAGGUCAUGGAGAAUGUGUGGAGUAUGUGAAAUCCUUCAACCUGCCAUUGCUUGUGUUAGGCGGGGGUGGCUAUACUAAACGGAAUGUGGCUCGAUGCUGGACAUAUGAGACUGCAGUCUUACUGGAAGAGCAGAUUAGUAAUGAAAUUCCUUUCAAUGAAUAUUUGGAAUACUUUGGGCCUGACUUUUCUCUUCAUCCUGAGAUAUUCACAAAGCAAGAAAAUCAGAAUACUCGACAAUACCUGGAAAACAUAAAGUCAACCGUUCUGGACAACCUGAAGAUGCUGACCGCAGCUCCAAGUGUUCAGAUGCAAGAUGUGCCUUCUGACCUCCUGUGUUUGGAGACCACAGAGGAAACAGACCCGGAUGUGCGGAAUUCCACAGAUGAUUUAGAUAAAAG
Candidula unifasciata is the source of this 1217-nucleotide messenger RNA. The record is from the annotation of a GenBank genome assembly. Lineage: Eukaryota; Metazoa; Mollusca; Gastropoda; Stylommatophora; Geomitridae.